GUUUUUCUCAUAGUAACCUUGUAAUCUUGUUGAAUCAUUGCUGUUGUUCAGGAGUAGCUGAUGUCCUCCCAUUGGACUGAGAUUUGCCUUGCAGACAACAAUGAACAAUAAAAAUUCUUGCGUUGAGACGCCAGCUGCCCCCGAAUGGCUAUCGAAAUUAGAGGAUAGACGUGAAAAAUUAAAAUGCUCCAAACUGGGACAUGAAGUGGGUGCUGGCGCUCCAUGCAGUGUUUGUGAAGACAAGUGUCCCGGUCUGGAUUUACAUUUUUGGCGUAAGGUCUGUCGCAAUUGUAAAUGUCGCAAGGAUCAGCAUAUGUGUCAGGACGAUGACACAUCUGGAUGGGCACAAUUCGAAAUACUUGGCCAGAUACGUUCCAAGCCGGCAUUCAUCAAAAUAAAAACCUUGGCAAGUCAACCCGUCAAAGUAGACUGGGUGCCGCCGAAUGUCUCUCCAGACGUGGUUGCUGAUUAUUUGGAAAAGUUAGGCAGUAAAAAUGUACCAGUUGCUGGUAGUGAAGCGGCAGCCAAACGUAAACAACAACUCGAAUUCCAAGUACCACCACACGAUUUAGAUGCUGAAUUCUGUGACAAUCUCACCGAAGCCGAAUCCAAUCAAUUGCAACAAUAUGUCCAGAAAAUCCGAGAAAAUUGUGUUGGCCAGGGUAGUGUGGUACGAGUGGGAAAUGUUGGCUAUGGUACUGUGGCAAAUCUUCACAAACCUCCGCUUGUUCAAGAGCUGCCAGCAUUUAAUGAGGCCAAGUACUGCGAGGUCAUGUCGGCGUUGAAAGAACCUCCAGUCUCUGAUCCAAUUCUAGCCACAUUAUUGUCCAAUGAAAAGCUGGCCAAGGCCAUAUUAGAGCCGGUCUCAUAUUCUUAUCCGAAGAUAUUUGUGGCCUUUUCCGAACCAUUGGCUGAGGGUCCAUUGAAAGAGGCUGCCCUAAUUCGUUUACCGGUGGUGGUAAAGGAAAAACUAAACGGCCUCAACGAGGCAGCUGUGGAAAGUUUGGUCCUUAAUGGUCCAGUUUAUGAUAAAAUUUUUGGUAGCUUAAAGAACAACAACCUGGAUAUUUCACGUGAUCCACGUUUGGGUCCUUUGGUGGAUUUGCGUAAGGAAUAUUUGACGAAUCCGGUGGUGAAAAAGGAAUUGGAUACCAUGGUUUAUAUGCCAAAUUCAUCAUAUAGUUCACCCCUCAAGACACCCUCGAAAUUUUUAAACGAAUUGGCAUUCAACUCGCCUUUACCCCUGAAAACUGCCGCUGGAAAAUUGAAAUUUGGUGCCCAGUUGUCACAGGACACUCCCAUGCGUAAGGUCCACUUUGGCCAACCCAUCUCGAGUAUUAUACAAGACUGUAAUUUGCCUGCCAAUGUGGACUAUGAACGUGAUCCGGUAUUUGCCAAUAUCAUACAUUCCGAGCCGUUGAAACAGGCCAUACAAAAUGCUAAACACCAGGGCUGCCUUAAACCACCAAUACCCAUUCAAGUUUUGGUCUCCCCGCUCAGUGGCAGACCUGAUAUAAAAGAAACUCAGUUGAGUGAGCCAGCAAAGGAUAAGCUCCAGGCCAUGGGCAUAACCCACAAGGAUAUGCUACAAAGUGCUGUACUUAAUGCCCCCUUCUAUGAGAGGCUUUUUAAAAAUCUCAAUGACAUGAAUAUCGAAUAUGACUCAUGUUCACAGUUGAAACCUUUGGAGCAGUUAUCGAAACAGUUACGUUUGGAUCGUCCCCUCUAUGAAGAGGUACGUGAAUAUGUCACAGCCUUGCCGCGUAGCCUGGACAUUGCCUAUGCCCCCAUAAGCAUGAAUUUACAGCAGACCAUGAGUCCGUCGCGCAGUACAGAUUCUGGUUUUGAAUCGAAACCAUCAACUCCCAGUCAUCACGCACAGCACAGUGGUUAUGGAGAGUGUGAUGUGAAUGCCUUGGCCGGGCGACUUACGGCCAUUCCUGGCAUACAGGAUAUGAAUAUGUAUCCAACGGUGGCAGCAUCUGCCCGAGAUCCUCUGAAUCCUUUGAUGCAAAAUCUCAAGUUGCAGGAGAGCUAUGACAAUAAGGCGACACCGGGUGCUGCAAAACAAUUGCUGUGCCGUGAUUGUGAAAAGAUCAUUAACUUUGGCGAAGUCGCCGUCAAGGCGGAAAGGGCUGGCAAAGAAAUUGCCUGGCAUCCAGAGUGUUUCCGCUGUCACACCUGCCGAGAAUUGUUGGCAGAUUUGGUUUACUUUUUCCAUGGUGGCCAGGUCUAUUGUGGCCGAGAUUUGGCUGUUAAAUUGAAAAUACCCCGCUGCAAGGCAUGCGAUGAAUUGAUUUUCACCAAGGAAUACACGGCCGCCGAGGGGGCUACAUUCCACAUCAAACAUUUUUGCUGCUAUCACUGUGAUGAACCACUGGCCGGUCAACAAUAUGUGCCCGACGAAAAGUCGAACAUGCCAUUGUGCCUCAAAUGCUAUGACGAAUACUUUGCCACCGUCUGUCAAUAUUGUCACAAAACCAUUGGACCCAGCGAUAAGGGUGUUUCGUGGACCAACAUCCAUUGGCAUGAUUCGUGUUUUGUUUGUGCCGGCAAAAUGUGUGCCAAGUCACUGAUUGGUGGCCGUUUUUGUGUCAAACAAAAUAUGCCAUUCUGCAGUCCAGCCUGUGUGCGUAGCAUGAUUGAGUAGACUGAUUGAAGGAGCAACCAUUUAUGAUAGUAUUAAUAAAGAAGAAAAAAGCGAAAAAAAAGUAUUUUUUAUAAAAUAUACAAUUUUUUAUAUAUCUAUUCAUAUACUUAGUAUAUAUUUUAUACGUAUUUUUUACAUAUAUACACUAUGUAUUUUGCGACAUAGGAUGAUAAUACGAACACACACAAAUGCACAAAUGAAUUCCAUUUACAACCUUUUUUUCUCAAAAACAAAUAUAUAU
Messenger RNA from Musca domestica (house fly), 2891 nucleotides. RefSeq lists its product as uncharacterized. The transcript is spliced from 2 exons. The record is from RefSeq and is a predicted model, not a curated record. Gene Ontology annotation, molecular function: zinc ion binding. Bases 101 to 2650 code for a protein of 849 amino acids. Lineage: Eukaryota; Metazoa; Arthropoda; Insecta; Diptera; Muscidae.